GACAACUGUACAUACGACAAAAAUGGUAAUUUUGCUUUAUAUCUUUUUACACUAUAAAUCUACCCAUACCAUUUAUGGAUUUGCAAAAAGGACCCAAUUCUAUAUUUAAAGGUGCCCUGACGUUAAUAUUUUUUAAAGCGUUUUUGUUUACACACAUUCUUUAAAAGUACUAAAGAUAUCGUAAACAUUAGUAUAAUCUAAGUAGUAUAGUAACCAAUCAAAAAACAAAUUAAAAUGUAUUUGUCUGCACUAGACGAAUCAGGUGAAAAUUUACAUGGAGCCAGACAGGGAUUUGUGCCAGGCCCUCUUUUCUUUCUAUUCAUUUGCAAUUAAGGGUGGGAAAUAUGGCCAGAUAUCCAGGCUAAAAUGUUUCCUGCAUGCAUUCCCAAAUGAAUGCGUUCACCAUCAUCAUCCCCCAUUAGCCCCGGCUCUAUACCCAUCCUGGUCCUAUCAGUCCUAUCACGACCCUAUAACCUUCAUGUCAAGAUUUCUUAAAGCGGGUGUCUGUGUGUCUAAUUUUAUUAAUAUUCUCUUAUGAUGGGUAUUGAUUACUUCUUAUUUUUCCAAGGUUGCUUCUUCAACUUAUCCAACAACUGUACAAACGACAAAAAUGGUAAUCUUGCUUUCUACCUUUAUAUGACAGUAUAAAUCUAUAAUCCAGUGAAUUUAAAACUCGUUUUUGGUUGCUAUUUCAUACUUAAAUUGAAUAAAUAUAAAACAUUUUUACCAACUUUUGAUUGUUACUCAGUAACUAAGAAGUAAUUUUCUAGGGCUAACCUAGACAUGGAUCAAGUCCGUCCCUCCAGACUCCGAGUCGCGAAGCGACGAGAUCGAGCACGCCGCGAAGCGGCGCACGAGACUAACCUCGCGCGGCCGAUCCCUCGGACUCUUGAGAGAAAGACUUGAUCCAAGUCUAGGGCUAACCCACUCCUAACAUCUUCAUGCAAAACAAUAGUUAAGUUAGUGAGAUUAAGAAUUAAUCCAAGAUGGCGGACAGUUCAUCAAUGAGGCGAGAUAUAAAACAAGAUUUUACAAAUAAUUUUAACGUUCUUUCAAAUAAGACAAUGAAAAUGUUUGUUGCCAUUGUCCUUCGGGUGAUUUUUUGCUGAUGGUUCUUAUUAUUUUCAAGGUAAAUAUUUCUCCAACAUAUCAUCCGACAACUGUACAUGCGACAAAAAUGGUAAUUUUGCUUUAUAUCUUUUUACACUAUAAAUCUACUCAUACCAUAUGUGGAUUUCUAAAAAGGGCCCAACCCUUGCUGUUACCCAAUUCCAUAUUUGAAGGGGCCCUGACGUUAAUAUUUUUUAAAGCGUUUUUUUGUUGCCAUUGUCUUUUAAGUAAUUUUUUGCUGAUGGUUCUUAUUAUUUUCCAGGUAAAUACUUCUCCAACAUAUCAUCCGACAACUGUACAUCCGACAAAAGUGGUAAUUUUGCUUUAUACCUUUUUACACUAUAAAUCUACCCAUACCAUAUAGGGAUUUGUAAAAAGGGCCCAAUCCUUGCUCUUACCCAAUUAGGGGCCCAACGCUUGCUGUUACGCAAAAGGUGCCCUGACGUUAAUAUUUUUUAAAGCAGUUUUUUGGUGACUUAGACUUUUAUUCCCUUGCUUAGAAUGGUACAGAAACGUCUCAACUGAAGGAAGCUGAAAAGAUCAAGAGUAAAGACGCAGCCAAGAAAUUUCUUACGGUAUGUUUGUUUUUUAAAGAAAAACUAUUGAAAAGCCGGUCUAAUUCUAUUUUGGAACCAUCAUCAAGGAAACUUGAAAAUGUUUCCCUGACGAGCCCGCAAAGAAACAAAAAGUGGCCUGCGACUUGCUUGUGUGUAUGCCCACAAGCAAUUUUGGCCAAUAUAAGAAGUGAGUAACAUCUUGCUGGCAGAUGCCAUCAUCCCAUGGGUAUAUAGGAAGUCACGUUGCGACUUCAGAACACUCCUGAUGAAGACACUAUUUUGGAGUGUCGAAACGUUGGGUCGUGAAUACAAUGGACCUUUCCCCUUAUAACUAAAAUUUCGAUCUAGACAAAAAUUUCAUCACAGCUUGAAAGAGCAUCACAAAAUUAGUAAUAUUCCAAAGUUUUGUUGCAAAAUCUUGUAAAAUGCGGAUAAUAUAGCCUUGCGAAGUUUACCGUUUUUCAGUCAUUUUGUAUUACAAACGGGAAAUUGACAUUCGAUUCGGGUGUUGGGGCUGCAAUUUCCCGUUUGUAAUGCAAAAUGACUGAAAAUUGCAAACUUUACAAGGCUCUAUUUUCCUCAUUUUACAACAUUUUGCAACGAAACUUUGGAAUAUUACUAAUUUUGUGACGCUCUUUCAAGCUGUGAUGAAAUAUUUGUCUAGACUUGCCUGGAUCAAUAUUUUGGUUAUAAGGGGAAAGGUCUAUUCGACUGGCUUUUGCAUCCAUGCAUGUAUUAAAACCAGAGUAGCAGGCGAAACGUAGUUGCCGUGAACUCACAAUGUUUAUUAUUCCCUCAUUUAGGAAAUUGUUGGCGAGCAGAUCGUAGUGAGAAAUGAUUCAAGAGGUGAAACGAACAGUGCGAUAAAAUUUACUAAACUACUAGAAGAUAUUGGACUUACCUUGGCACGAAACACGCUGGAGGUUAAUGAAUCGGAAACUGUCGAUACUCCAAGCACAUGUAAGUUUCAUUGUUGCGCAAAAAUAUCUAUAAACUAUAGGCCGAGAAAUAAUGAACACGCAUGCUUCAUGACUUGUUGAAGAGUGUAGUAAGUCUAUGGUAAUCUAUAAUGGUAUAAGUUCUUUGAAUGUUUGCAUGGCGAUAAAAUAUAAUUGUUUUUGUUUGUGGAAACACCACGUAAAUUUAUUACUGCAAAAAAAAUUUAAAAAAAAAAACAUAAAAAAAUAUUAAAAUUUAAAAAUUAAAAUUAAAAUUAAAAUUUAAACACCACGUAAAUUUUAUAAAUUUACGUGGUGUUUCCACAAACAAAAACAAUUAUAAUGGUAUACUUCAAUAUUAUUGCCACGUGCUUUAGCUGGCACAAGACUCAAGGUGUGCUUAGUCUUUUUCUAAAAGAUAUUCAUUCUGAAACCUGAAAUUACCAGUUAUUUUCUAUUUUAGUUUUGUUGAUGAAUAAACCAGUAUCUGGAUUUACAUUUCCAUCAGUGGAACAGCAAAGUGCAAAGAAAAUCGAUGAAACUAUUUCGUUUCCGGAUGAUUUAGUGAAGACUGAUGAUGGAGGUAGUGAACACUCUCUUUAACUACAAUUAGUAUACAUUGUAGUCACCACGUGACGUCUGAGCUAAAUAUGGCAAUUACGCAAUCUACGUACGGUCUAAAGGGGGGACGUAUGUCAUUUUAUAGCAAACACCAUCUUAAUUACAUGCACCAGUAAAAACGGGGGGAAAUGAAUGUUUUCUGUGGAUUGUGACUGUUUUCUGGGGAUUGUGAUUAUUUCUGUAUUUUUCCGUCUUAGUGCAAAGAGCUUUUGUUUGCAUGGCCUAUUCAAACCUGCACGAAAACAUGGCUAGUGAAUUUACAAUGUAAGUGAUGAUUUGUAUUAUAUUUUUAUUGAUAACAAAGACUAACGUCGGUACAAUUCGCAUGAGUUCCCCAAACAGAUCUACAUCGAUAAAUUACACAUCAUUAAUGAGUUUUGAUGGACAAAAAGCCCGACCCUUAAUUGAUUAGCAAACCUUGCCAUGCACGGACUCAGUGACGUAACUACUACUGUAUGGGCUCGGACCGGGCGAAGCCGGGGGCCCCAACCCCAAUGGCCCAAAUGGGGGCCCCCAGGCUCAAGCUGUAGAGCAAAAACAUUGGCCAGGGCCUGUGAUAUAUCACAAUGUCCGCGUUUUCUGACCAUCAGAAUUCUAUAAAAUCUCCCCCCAAAGUCCGGGAAACGGCAUUUCAGAGAGUAUAGAUUCAAAACGUUUCCGGGUGAGCAUGCCCAGGACCCCUAGAAAACUCGUGCAUAUGCGGCGCUCAACUCGUGCCUUUGGCACUUUUUGAAACGAAAAUUUUGAACCGGGGGCCCCCUGAUAUAAUGUUACGCCACUGCACGGACUCGUUCAUUCGAAUUAUAACUAAGGCCUGUUUUAUACGUCGAAUUUCGGUCGCGCCGAAUGCAAUUUAAACAACAGAUAAUGAAGCUUAAUGAGGUUUAUCAUCUCAUCUAAUAUUGUUUGAAUUGCAUUCGACGCGACCAAAAUUCGACGUAUACAACAGGCCUAAUGCAGUUUUCGAUCAUUGGCGAAAUCCAACUUCUAACGAAACGUUUUUUCUCUAGAUCGUCUGAUUCGUUCGAACCAAACACGACAUUCGAAUUGAACAGCAAAAUUAUUGGAGCUGCUGUUUAUCCGCCAUUGAACAAAUCUCUAAACAACCCAAUUACAGUCACCUUCAGUCAUGCUAAGGUUUGAAUUUUAAACCUUUGAUUUUUUGGCAAUAUUUUUUUAUUUUCUCAUUUAAAGAACUUUUAAGACUGUAUAUAAUACUCUUUUACCAUGUUUUCAUAUCGUGCUUACUUUUACAAAUAUUUUGAUUGAAAGGAAUGAAAUGUUCGCCAUCUUGACAUCUUGUACUGAUAUGUAUGUCACGUCACAACUGGGGUCACGCAAUAUUUUUAUCUAGACAACCACUAAUCAUUUUGCACUCAAAACUAUACUCUGUCUGCCCUUCAAAAUAUCAAGAUCACUCAAAACCUUUAAAACAUCUACCAAUCAAUAUUUGGUCAGCAACGAAUACUUUUAGAUGGUUAAUCCCUGUUGUGACGUCACCAAGAGUACCGUUAAUGAGAUCAAAAUUUAUCCAAGAUGGCGGUCAUCUCAUUACUUCAAGUGAAAAUAUUUCAAGAACUAAGCAAGAUAUGAAAAAUCGGUAAAAGAAGUUAAUAUAGAGUUUCAAAAGUUCUUUCAAAUGAGAAAAUAAAAGUUUAUAUUGCCAUUUCCCUUUGACAGACAUGUUAUGUACCUAUCAAUUAUGUAAAUCCCAGGGGAGAGGGUUUUGGCAAAGGGUUAUGGGUUUUUCCUUGAUUGUACAUUAUCGUUUUUGACCUCGGCAUUUAACGCUUUUUUACUUGUUUGUUUAGAUAUCUUCUGGCAAACAGAUUUGUUCAUUUUGGAAUCACUCAAUAAGGUAGCUGAUUUCGGAUAUGUUCACGUGCUUUUUGUAUUUAUAAGAUACCAGUGCAUUGGGUGCGUGGGUUUGUCGGUCACCACAAUAAGUCAAAAAAUAUCCAACAUAUUAAUACGAAAAAGUCCAAGAAAAAUCGAUUAAAUUUUGGUUCAAUUUGGAUAAAAAUUGAACGAGAAAUUAGCAACAGUUUAUCUUGCUUUCAAAGACACAAUAAACUGAAUGCAUAAUUAGUCUAUUUUAUAAUUUAUGCAUUAGACGUGAUAUAAUUUAUUGGCGGAAAAGUACCUUCUAGUUUCUUUCUGCUUCAGAACCUAUGUACAACGGAGCGUACUUGUGAAUAUAGUUAGGUUUGAUAAUGGCUUUGAAAAAACGUUCAAAUCUUCAUCUUGAAUUUCAUGCCUUGUUUUCCAACAACUCAUAUUUCAUAUGUGUUUUCUUUAUAAUUUAUAUUCCUUCGCUUGUAAAUGAUUUUCGAUUCAUUCAGAUGAAGUUGUCGUAAGAUUAUAAUAUUUCUAGUUGAUUAAUAAAUCACUAUUGUACAUUAGAGAAUGGUCAACACAAGGCUGUGAACUUGACGAGGAACACUCAACAUCUACCAAGACAGUCUGUCUGUGCAAUCAUUUGACCAACUUUGCCUUGUUGUUGCAACGUGAAGGAGCCGUAAGUGUCUUACUGUACAUUUUUCCCUUUUGUGGGAAGCCCCUACUUCCUGAAGCACUCCUAAUCAAUGCAGAGUGUUUUUUCUUUGCCCUUAUUCUUUCUUUAUUACUUUACAUUGCAGUUCCACUAUAAUAUAUUAGCUAGAAUUUGUUAUUAGAUAUGCGCAGUAAAAGUGCGCGUUGCAAAACUGAUGAGUCACCUUAAAGGAAUAAUCCAUUGACCACAACGUUGCUAAUUUUGUCCACUUUGCCUUUUGGGCAACCAUCAAUUAAGGCAUCAAAAAUCUUCGUAUUACUGUCGUCCUAUUAUCUCAAUUUGACUUCUGGCGGUAAGGCUAUAGCCCCCUUCCCCGCCUGUUUCAAAGUGUGUAAACAGCCCCUUAGGUAUUAAAAAACGGUUUAAAAUAUACUUUGUUUGCGUUCGCUAGUUUUAGUUUGCGUGAAAUAGAACUGAUAUUUCAACUAAGAUUAUUUUCGGGCAGAUUGUCUAAUUCUGAAGACCGGGUGUAAAAUCGGGAGAAUAAUUCAAUAUAUACCAGGGUUUAUUUUAUUUUCUCGUUUCUUUAGCCAUACAGUGACCCUCCUCUCUCACUGAAAAUAAUCACAAUCAUUGGAUGUACAUUAUCAAUUCUUGCUUGUAUACUUUGUUUCAUCAUGUUCUUUACACUCAAGUAAGAAUCAUAAUGAUUAUUAUUAUCUAUAAUCUAUUAUUAUUUAUAAUUAUGCAGACUAACUUCGUUAGAAAAUUAAGUUUCUGAUAUCAACGAGGAACCUUUGAAUUAAAAUUAUCAAAAAUUUAAAUCAAGGUUUAAAUCAAAGUCUCCUUAAAUCUUCAAGAGAAAUUUAAUCGCUCUGAGGUGUAUUCAGUUAGUUAUAUACCAAUGACCCUUGAUAGGCAAAUUACUACUUUCCAAUUGUUGUACAUACUUUUUGAAUCUGUACUAGUGAUCCAUUUCCGCGAGUGUUUUGACUCUGUUUCAAUGUGCAUGGUUACGAGAUAUUUAAAGAUACCAACAGCGAUGUUUCUGUAUUGUAUGAAGACUGUCCAUAUAUGCAACUGCCUGUGAGGCAAUGGGCCUAAUUAUGGUAUUAUAACGCCAAAAAUUUAAACAUUCUUUUAUUAUAGGAAGAAAGAUAUCCGUCAUUAUCUGCAUAUUAAUCUCGCAUUUGCUAUCGCUGUUGCGCAGCUAAUACUGCUGUUUGGUAUCUCACAAACAAAAUAUGAGGUUAGAAACUUUUAUUUUGCCAUAUACCCACAGCAAUUUUCUCUAACUCGUUCCCUUAUUCCGCUAUCAAUCAAAGGCUUUCAGAAAUUAUUGCAUACGAGAGGUACAUUAUAUACUAUUUUAACAUCAUGUUUGUGGGUAUUCGUUAGAUUCUCUGCAAAGCCAUGGCCGCAUGUCUACACUAUUUCUAUAUGGUUGCAUUUCUCCUCAUGCUCUGUGAAGGUGUUCAUUUGGCAAUUUUGAUUGAGACGGCGUUCUCGCAUGGUGAACUGAAGCUGCCUGUUUACUUGAUUACAAGUUGGGGUAAGUUGAAGAAUUUUCAAAAGUACAAGUCAGAGCUGCAAAAUUACUGCGCAAAAAGGUAUUACACUGUGAAUUUCAACGAGUGUAAGGCGUUUUUGGUGAUAGAAUAGCACUUUUGGAGUUCAUUCGACUCCUUCAAAUCCAGUAUAAACUACGAUUGCAAUAGAGAACUCCCAUUAUAGGCCAAUUUUAAAACUAGGCAAGGAGAUGCAAAUGAAUCACCACAGUUAGAAAGAACAUACUCAAAAUGAGUAAAAUUGCAAAGUUUGGUUGCGAAAUGUUGUAUAUAAAAUACGGAAAAUAUAGCCUUGCAAAGUUCUCAAAUUUUGUAUAUUACUUUUGUAUUGCGUGCGCCGUGCGGAAAUUGCUACCACAUUUGGGCCGAAAAUGGUAGCAAUUUCCGCACGCAAUACAAAAGUAUACAAAAUUUGCGAACUUUGCAAGGCUAUAUUUUCCGCAUUUUACAACAUUUCGCAACCAAACUUUGCAAUUUUACCCAUUUUAUUAUGCUCUUUCCAGGAAUAUACUUCUUUUGCCAAGAUAAAAAUUAGUCUAUAAUGGGAAUUGUCAAUUACUUGUUUCAAAAGGCAAUUAAUCCAUUGAGCUGCGCUGCGCCCUGAUGCGCCCUACUCUAUUAUAAUUACUUGUAUAAAAGAAAUAAUUUUAACUGAGAAAAUCAAGGGGAAAGUUUAUUGAAAAAAGGAGAAUUUUGUAUAUGUGGAUACAACAACUCGUUAAAUAAUUAAUUUCGUUUGGAAUUUUCUUGAUGAAUUAAAUAGUUUGUUCGAAAGGAAUGAAAUGUCUGUCAUCUUCAUUUUUUGUAGAUAUGCAUGUCACGUCACAACAGGGGUCACGCAAUAUUUUUAUCUAGACAACAACUAAUCAUUUUGCACUCAAAACUAUACUCUGUCUGCCCUUCGAAAUAUCAAGAUGACUCAAAACUUUUAAAACAUCUGCCAAUCAAUAUUUAGUCAGCAACGAAUACUUUUAUAUGGUUAAUCAUUGUUGUGACGUCACCAAAACUACCGUUAAUGAGAUCAAAAAUUUAUCCAAGAUGGCGGAUAUCUCAUUUCUUCAAGUGAAAAUAUUUCAAGAACUAAGCAAGAUAUGAAAAAUCGGUAAAAAGAAGUUUAUAUGUAAUAUAUGAACAACGAGAGCGAGUGUUUCACCGGGAUAUCCAAACACGAGAAAACAAUGUAUGCAGAAAACACGAGCGCGAAGCGCGAGUGUUUUCAUACAAUAGAGAGGUUAAGAUACCCCGGUAUACGGGUACGGGUGAUAUACACGUACCCGUAAGUCGGGGAACGACUUGUAACUUAAGAAAUCCAAGAUAUUCCGGCGUGUGAAAACCGAUCAGAGAAUGGUAACUUUCGCUGUUGAGGUUCGCCAUAAAUUGUUGAAAACUUUGACGAGCAUAUGUGCAUUAUUUAUUUGGGUAAGAUGUUGAAAUUUUUUACUAUUUAAACGGCCGACAUAUAGUAAACAGAAAACACCCGUACCCGUUUGUCUUUUACGUGUAGACCAUGGUUUACCGCGGGGAAACGGGUAGAAAUUACGGGUAAGAAUGCUGACAUCAGCAAAAAUUGCUAAACAAAGUGGCGAUACUCGUACCCGUAAAUCGGAACCGGGGUAUCUUAACCUCCCUAUUGUUUUCGAGUGUUUGGAUAUCCCGGUGAGACACGAUCUCGAGUUGUUUAUAUGGCUUCUCAAAUGAAUCGAGACGUAACAGAAUGUUUUCGUUUGCUGAUUUGAAUAGAAUUCUUAACCAAGCAUAACGUAAUUAGGAAUUCUAUUCAAGUAAUUUUGCAUGCGUAAUUAAGAUAUUUGAUGAAAACACUAGUGACUUUCAUCAAGUUUCACCGGGUUAUCCAAAUGGCAUCUUGUGAUCAAAUAGGUGAUUAUCAUUGUCUGAAUUGCUCAUUAAUUAUUAAUGUAUUUGAGAAAUAGUUUUAAAAGUUCUUUCAAAUGAGAAAAUAAAAAUUAAUAUUGUCAUUUCCUUUAAUGUUUAUUUUUAACUAGGAUUGCCGUUAAUAAUUGUGGGAAUAACUUUGGGAGUUCGUUAUGAUAACUAUGGUGGAAGCAUCGCGUAAGUGGAUUCCAAUAUUUUAUAUUUUAGGCUACGUUUACACGCUGCGAUUUGUCGGGCCGAUUUUGGUAAAUAUAAUCGAUGCCCCUUCUUCGACAUUUAGUGAUUUAAACGUUCAAUUGAAGCUGUCCGCUCUCUCGUCUGUUCAUGUUAUAGUUUUCUGCGUGCGAAAAGUUUUCAACAAUUUUACAACGGAAGAAAAAUCGUUGAAUCGUGAGAAAAAUCUGUGGUUUUGUUACAGAUUUUUCUCCCGAUUUUGUGAAUCGCAAGGUGCUGACGCGAGUACUCACGACAGGUUAUUUACAUACAGCGAGCAAAAUCGGCCCGACAAAUCGCAGCGUGUAAACGUACCUUUAUACGACAAUUGUGUUAUAACACUAGUUCUGUUUAAUUCUAAUUUUGGGAUGCGAUAUGGAUUUUUUGGUCCUAUUUUGUAUAGAUGUUUUCUUUCUGCUGACCAAGGGACUGUCUACGCUUUCGUUGGUCCGUUUGCUUUUAUUAUGUUGGUAAGACAUCGUAGGGAUUAUUUUAUGGUGCAGGGAUAACCAAUUUAUGCAGUGAUAGAUUUUGUGGAUGCAUGUAAUAAUGAAUUUUCCCCUAAUAUUUAAGAAAUAUAGGUGUUAAGAAAUAUUGAAUUGUCUUUCAUUAAACACCCUGUAUAAUUGCUACCUACUUUCUUCUGUUUUAGAUCAAUUUUGCAAUUCUCGUCAUAGUUCUAAGGCAGGUUGUUAGGAAGACAUCGUUACCAAUCUCUUCGAAAACCGCAUCGAAGUUUGAAAUUGCAAGGUUCGUUCAAUUAGCCUUUCUCACGAUGACGAAUAUCCGCCAUUUUUGGGUGGCAUCCGAUUCUCGUUAACCAAUGUAGACAAUUAAAACAAUGCGAAAAGCAAUUUUUCAAAAUAAACUAGCCAUUUACAAAGCAAAUUUACCAUAAUUUUUCAAAAAAAUUAUAACAAGUCGCUGUUAUGUGGACUUAUCUCGCAGACUUCAACUGAAAUGCCACCCUCUAUAGAAUAGGAUUUCAGCACGUGUAUUAUAUAUAUACGUGUGUUUUUUGAACUAGCUAAUCGGAGGAUGGACAAACACCCUUCUUUUAAACUAUAAUUAAAUGGGAGAAUUGUUGUCUUUCCUUAGCUAUUGCAUUAGAACCAAUUCAUAGGUUACUGCAUGGUAGCGUCAGUAAUAUAAGAUACUCCGAAUAUUAACAAUAGUUAUGCGAUUGAAAACAAGAUCAAAACAGAAACAGAAGUUCCCCCGUUUCAAGUGUCACAUGUGAACGCGCAAAGCCCGAUACAGUCCCGUGUGUAAACAAGACGUUACCCAUAAUUAAGUGAAUUUUCUUUUAUUGUCAUAGAGCAACGAUUCGUUCAUUGAUAAUCUUAUUUCCAGUGAUGGGUUUCACUUGGAUAUUUGGAAUUUUGUUUUUCGGAUUCCGUACACUGGCGCUCGAAUAUCUUUUUGCGAUAUUCUGUUCGCUUCAGGUAUGGUUAAUUAAAUUAAACAACCGUUGAAAAUGUGCCGUAUACAUAACUGGAAUUUUGUUUUUCAACUUUUUAUCAUUAUUUUGUAAUGCAAAUUAAUUAAAAUGUUUGGUUUAUUUUAGGGUUUCUUCAUAUUUUUGUUUCAAUAUGCACUUAACACAGAGGUAGGGUGUUAUUUUCUAUCUUUUUAGUCGAGUUGGAUGAGUGAUGAGUCUUUAUAUUUAACAAUAAUUACAACUGUGCAGCUUAGAAUCAUGCAGGAUCUGUUGGAAUUUGAGAUUGUGAAACGACAUGAUCCUAGAACUUGAUCAAACUUCAUGUGGUUUAAAACUUAAUUAAAUUUCAUCCAGUCCUAGGACUUGAUCAAACUUCAUCCAGACCUAGAAGUGGAUCAAAUUUCACCCAGUCCCAGGAGUGGAUCAAAUUUCACCCAGUCCUAGGUCUUGAUCAAACUUCAUCCAGUCCUAGGACUUGAUCGAAAACGUCAUCCAGUCCUAAGACUUGAUCAAUCUUCACACAGUCCUAGGACUUGAUCAAACUUCAUCCAGUCCUAUGAACUUUAUCAAACUUCAUUCAGUCCUAGGACUUGAUCAAAACUUCAUCCAGUCCUAGGACUUGAUCAAACUUCAUCCAGUCCUAGGACUUGAUCAAACUUCAUCCAGUCCUAGGACUUGAUCAAACUUCGUCCAAUCCUAUGCCUUGAUCAAUAACUCCAUCCAUUCUUAGGACUCCAUCCAGUCCUAAUGCCUGGUGCUAGGACCAUGACUUGAGCACACUCCAUCCAAUUUCUCAUAAAUCAUAUUCCGUUUUUAGAACCGGUCAGCGUUCAUGCGUGCAACGCGAAGAUUGCGUUUAACAUUCUCAUCAUCUACCCACAGCACAUCUGCUAAUGGCCUGAAACACACCACUGAAACUAAAGGCAAGAUUUCUUCACCUGAACCGCCACAGGAAGAAGAUUCUUCAACUAAGGAUAAUUGUCAUCUCGUAUUAUACCGUACUGUUGAUGACCCAGCUGGUGGCACGAUAGACAGUCGAACUACAAGUACAUUUAUAUAGCACCCACACUAGUAAACACUGGUGUGACUGUACAGUAGGUAGCCGUACCACAAGUAUAGGUAUAUAGCUCAAAAAUCACCAACAGGCUUUGGUGUAUUAAGCAGGUAGCUUUUGAACCGUCUGUUGGCCUCUAUAACUCUUCCAGUAAAGAGAAAAAUCGUUCAAUGUUCCACAUCGAUCGCACUUUGUAAACAAAUAACUCUAUUUAGAAUCACACCCACUCAGCCAAUCAGAACUCAGUCUUUUAGUGGUCUGUAUCCCAUGAACUGCCUCACAAUAAGCGUCAUGGCAAUUACAGUUGGUAAUGGGCUAUAUAACUCAUUAUUUAGUAUGUUCUAUUUUGGAGAAGAGAAGAGGAGUUAUUUCACCUUUAUUUGUCAAACGAGAAACCACAGGCAAAGCAAUCAGGACUGCAAAUUUACUAGUUAGCUACAGUCCUGGUCAAAACCGUCUGCGACAUUCUAUUAAAACAUUCCUCUGUUUUUACUUUUGCACAAGAAUAAUACACUCGUCUUCUCCCCCGGCUCAAAACAGUGUUGGACGCAUAAAAAUUGCUUUAACCGUAUUAUGGGAAUGGAAUCAAUAUUAAAUACUUAAAUUGUGAAAGCUAGGGGAGGUUUUUCUAACUUUGCGAUGAUAUUACGAAAUUUGGUCAAACAAUGGAAAUGUCGCAGAAGUUUCUAAAAUAUUUUAAUUGACAUAAACUAAAUUGCAUAAAUACGUGUAACGUAUAGCCUUAAAGCAUUAAACAUACUUUUCAAGUUUGUUUGUUGAUUGAGUAUAAGAAAAUUAAAAUUUUAAUAUAGUCGUAUCACAUAACUAUGCUGAUUAUAGCUAGUUUUGAGCACGUGUUAUACGUAACCUAUAUAUUUAAUAUUUUGAGGACGUCGAUGGCGCAGUCCGAGAAUUUUAAAUAGCGAGUUUGGCAAGAUGAAUUACCGUUCAGUUUUUCUUGCUACAACCAUUCUGAUAAGAGAAAAAAGUUGUUUGAUUGCCCGUCAUGAUUUGGAUGAAAAGUCACGUAAUUGCAAUGUAUUUUACAUGUAUGUCCUAUUAGCCAUUUCGAAGUUGAUGAGUGCACUGGGGACGAGUGUUAAAAAGUGCCCAAAUUAAGAAAUGAACCAAAUCACUAAAAAGACCACCUCAAAAUUAGUAAGAAUACAAAGUUUGAAGACGUUUACAUGAAUAUCCUUCGAAUAAUAAGCUUUCGAAAAUCGCGA
Messenger RNA from Paramuricea clavata, 13115 nucleotides. The record is from the annotation of a GenBank genome assembly. NCBI's taxonomy places the organism in Eukaryota, Metazoa, Cnidaria, Anthozoa, Malacalcyonacea, Plexauridae.